AGAACGGACUACUUAUUUGAAUCUUCUAGAAAAAGAGUCGACGGACUCUUCUAGUCUCCCCGGUGACCGCGGCAACUAAUGAUGAUGAUGAUCAAGUCUAGACAUAUAUAUAAAUAUAUAUAUAGAUAGAUACAACUCCAUGCCCUCAUUAAUCAGAAGUCAGAUCCCUGCACCUAGUUGGGAAUUCUCUUGUGAAUUCUGUAGCUGAUCUGUAAUAAUAUUAUGGCUUCUCCUCAUAACCUGAGCCUUAACGUUUGUCCUCAAUCUCUGAGGUUGCAUGGAUUCAGGCAAAAACGAUCAAGCAAAGGAUUGAUGUCGGAAGCUAUUAAAUGUGAAAGCAGAUCAUCAGGUAGUGAUGAUGAAAAGAAGCUAAAAAUCUUGAUUUCUGGUGGAGGGAUUGCGGGCCUUGUUUUCGCACUGGCUGCUAAACGAAGUGGAUUUGAUGUUAAAGUGUUUGAGAAAGACUUUACUGCUGUAAGAGGGGAAGGAAGACAGCGCGGCCCUAUUCAACUCUUGAGCAGUGCAUUAGCGCUGCUGGAACGCAUCGACAGAGACGUCGCCAGGGAAGUCAUGGAAGCCGGCUAUGUCACCGGUGACAGGAACAACGGCCUGGCUGACGGCAGGACCGGCGAAUGGUUUGUGAAGUAUGAUUUUCUAACACCUGCGGUUGCUAAGGGGGUUCCCGUUACUCGGGUAAUAUGUAGAAUGGAACUGCAGAGUCUUCUAGUAAGAGCAGUGGGUGAGGAUGUAGUCAUCAACAACUCCAAAGUUAUGGACUUUGUCAGUGAUGCCAACAAGGUGAGGGUGUUUCUUCAAAAUGGUCAGCAAUAUGAAGGGGAUGUAUUGGUUGGCGCAGAUGGGUUGCGAUCCACGGUACGGUCGAAGCUAUUUGGUCCCCAAGAGCCAAAGUACUCGAAUUUUAUGUGCUACACGGGCAUAACGGAAUGUGAUCCUCAGUACUUACUUCAGUUCGGGUACAAGGUGUUCUUAGGAACAAAUCAGUUCCUAGUUGCGUUGGAUAUCGGAAAGGGGAGAAUGCAAUGGUACGCCUUUGUUAAGGAGGCACGUGAAAGCCCUGUAUUCCACACAGGAAACAAAAACAUGCUAUUGCAACGUUACAGAGACUGGUGCGACGAGGUUGUUACCGUCAUACGCAGAACACACGAGGACACGAUAAUGCGAAGACCUAUCUAUGACACGGACAUGGUAACGUCUUGGGGAAGGGAUCGAGUGAUAUUAGUAGGCGAUGCUGCUCAUGCAAUGCUACCGAAUCUAGGGCAAGGCGGAAGCAUGGCUAUUGAGGACUGUUAUUGGCUUAUGGUUGAGCUGCAGAAUCUUGCACAAACUCAUCUGAUGUUGUCUGAAAUUUCAUCAGAUGAAUUAGAUUUGGCAUUCAGAAGAUUUGAGAAGAAGCGAAUGCUUCGAGUAAGAACACUGCACUCAAUUUGCAGAAUGGCUUCGGUUAUGACAUCCGGUUAUCAGAGUCACUUGCAUAUUAGUCUUCCUCCUCUUCCACUAUUUACAAAUGAGUACUGGAGUUUGAAGGUUAAACAUCCUGGAAUGGUUAUAGCAAACCAGGCACUGCUGCUUGCUUUGCCCAAAUUCAUGGAUUGGGUUGUCAUAGGCCAACAUUAACCACAUCAACUUCCCACCUAGUAUUUGUAUUUGGACUGUUUUUCUUUUUUGUUUUUUAAUUAUAUAGUAUCUUUUAUUCAUAUUUGCUACAUAUGUAUUCAUUAUUGAAACUAUCGACAUUUAUAUAUUUUUUUAAUCUCUAUACUAAUAUAAUAACCACAUUUAAUAAUAUAUUUUCAA
This is a messenger RNA of Sesamum indicum (sesame), 1815 nucleotides long. RefSeq names its product zeaxanthin epoxidase, chloroplastic. Gene Ontology annotation, molecular function: FAD binding. The record is from RefSeq and is a predicted model, not a curated record. NCBI's taxonomy places the organism in Eukaryota, Viridiplantae, Streptophyta, Magnoliopsida, Lamiales, Pedaliaceae.